CAUCACUCGAUUCCCGCGGUUGUGGCGUUUGGAUUGACACGGGCUGGUGACACCCGGGCUUCUGGCGGGGCUGCGCUCCGCGGACGUGGAUACCGACGGUCCCACCCGAUGGACUCUCUCCUCUGCUGGGGCUCCGGCGUUCCCAUCCUUUUUCAUGCGCUCGGAUUUUAAUUUAAUUUUUUGGGGGAGAGGGGAGCAUUAGCUUCUCGCGUAUACGCGGGCAGCGUAUGAUUGCUACAUAUAUAUAUAUAUAUGUAUAUAUAUAUAUAUACACAUAUAUAUAAUAUGACAAGAUUUGGCAAAGUUUGCCAAGGUCGCUGCUUGUCCCCGCACAGUGCCAGCACGCCCAGGUGGGCGGCUGAGGAACAGCCCGGCUCCCGGCUGAAGCCGCCGGGCGCUCGGUGCCCCUUCCCACGGGGACGCGGGAUAGGGAUGGCGCUACGGUCCCGGGAGGGAAGGAGCUCCAUGCCCCGUGUGAGCGGCGGCGGCAGGGAGCUGAGCUGAGCCCAGCCGAGCCGGGCGGCCGGGCUGCCGCAGCCCCACCGGGGGAGCGGGGAGGGUGGUCCGGGGGCUGACAACCGACCCCUCGGCACCAGCCUCCGCGAUGCCGCUCAGCGCCGGCUUCUCCAGCAAGAACUACGACUACGAUUACGACUCUGUGCAGCCCUACUUCUACUUCGAGGAGGAGGAAGAGAACUUCUACCUGGCGGCGCAGCAGCGGGGCAGUGAGCUGCAGCCCCCCGCCCCGUCCGAGGACAUAUGGAAGAAGUUUGAGCUGCUGCCCACGCCGCCCCUCUCCCCCAGCCGCCGCUCCAGCCUGGCCGCCGCCUCCUGCUUCCCCUCCACCGCUGACCAGCUGGAGAUUGUGACCGAGCUCCUCGGGGGGGACAUGGUCAACCAGAGCUUCAUAUGCGACCCCGACGACGAGACCGUCAAGUCCAUCAUCAUCCAGGACUGCAUGUGGAGCGGCUUCUCCGCCGCCGCCAAGCUGGAGAAGGUGGUCUCGGAGAAGCUGGCGUCCUACCAGGCAGCCCGCCGAGAGGGGGGCCCUGCCGCCCGCCCCGGACCGCCGCCCGCCGCGCCGCCAGCACCGCCACCCGGGCUGGCCGCGUCCCCCGCCGCCUCCGCCAGCCUCUACCUGCACGACCUGGGCGCCGCCGCCGCCGACUGCAUCGACCCCUCGGUGGUGUUUCCCUACCCGCUGAGCGAGCGGGCCCCGCGGGCCGCGCCGCCCGGCGCCAGCCCCGCGUCCCUGCUGGGCGACGACACGCCGCCCACGACCAGCAGCGACUCGGAAGAAGAACAAGAGGAAGAUGAGGAAAUCGAUGUUGUUACAUUAGCUGAAGCAAAUGAAUAUGAAUCCAGCACAGAGUCCAGCAGCACAGAGACGUCAGAAGAGCACAGUAAGCCCCACCAAAGCCCGCUGGUUCUCAAACGGUGUCAUGUCAACAUCCAUCAGCACAAUUAUGCCGCUCCUCCCUCCACCAAGGUUGAAUAUCCAGCUGCAAAAAGGCUAAGGUUGGACAGUGGCAGAGUUCUCAAACAGAUCAGCAACAACCGAAAAUGCUCCAGUCCGCGCACGUCAGAUUCGGAAGAGAACGACAAGAGGCGAACACACAACGUCUUGGAGCGCCAGAGGAGAAAUGAGCUGAAGUUGAGUUUCUUUGCCUUGCGUGACGAGAUACCCGAGGUGGCCAACAAUGAAAAGGCUCCCAAGGUUGUCAUCCUGAAAAAAGCGACAGAGUACGUUCUUUCCAUCCAGUCGGAGGAACACAGACUGAUUGCAGAGAAAGAGCAGUUGAGGCGGAGGAGAGAACAGUUGAAACACAAACUUGAGCAGCUAAGGAACUGUUGUGCAUAGGAACUCUUGAGCAUCACUUAGAAUAAUGCAAACUAGACAAACUAUGAUAAAAUAUUAAUGAUUCUAAUAUCUCUCAUGAACUACGCGGUCCAUCGAGUAUGGAACUAUUGCAACUGCAUGCCGUGCGAUUUAACUUGAGACUACACAACCUUGGCUGAAUCUCCCAGGGGUUUGGCCAGAACCUCAAAACUGCCUCAUAAUUGAUACUUUGGACAUAAGGGAUGAUGGGACAUUGUUCAUGCUUGGGGAUGAACUCUUCAAUUUUUUUUUUCUUUUAAAAUUUUGUAUUUAAGGCAUUUUUUCAUACAAAAAUCCAAAAGAAAAAAGUUGUCCCCAGUUUGCUGUAUAUAUUUACACAUCAUAUUGCCAUGUAAAUACCUUUAAUAAAGCCUUUAUAGAAAAAUGUGCAACAUUAAUACGCAACAGUUGUGGCAACUGGAUUUAUACUUGUCUUGAACUUCUGUGCCAUAACAUUUCACAAUUUUGUUUUUUAUUUAAGUACUUUUUUCCUUUUCAAAAUGAUUUUUAUUUUGUUUUUAGAUAAAUAAAUAUUUGCCCAAAAUAUAA
This is a messenger RNA of Onychostruthus taczanowskii (white-rumped snowfinch), 2428 nucleotides long. It is a transcript of the gene MYC, whose product is annotated as MYC proto-oncogene, bHLH transcription factor. NCBI's taxonomy places the organism in Eukaryota, Metazoa, Chordata, Aves, Passeriformes, Passeridae. Gene Ontology annotation, biological process: positive regulation of cell population proliferation; regulation of transcription by RNA polymerase II. The transcript has 3 exons. The record is from RefSeq and is a predicted model, not a curated record. Bases 605 to 1861 code for a protein of 418 amino acids. Gene Ontology annotation, molecular function: protein dimerization activity; DNA-binding transcription factor activity, RNA polymerase II-specific; RNA polymerase II cis-regulatory region sequence-specific DNA binding.